Molecule: messenger RNA, 517 nt
Organism: Gigantopelta aegis
Lineage: Eukaryota; Metazoa; Mollusca; Gastropoda; Neomphalida; Peltospiridae
Product: multiple epidermal growth factor-like domains protein 10
Exons: 4
Coding region: 95-517 (140 amino acids)
Source: RefSeq, a predicted model, not a curated record
GCUUGUAAUUCUGGGCGCUAUGGAUCUAACUGUUCACUACGAUGUUCAUAUCAACAUUGUAAGUAGAGCUCCAGUUCGACCUGCAAUCCAGUAAAUGGGUCAGUCUGGUUGGCAAGGCAUCGACUGCACAGAUUGUCAGGGCGGACUGACUUACGGUAAUAACCGUGGUAAGCAAUGCACUAAUCGCCACUGCCUGAACAACUCGACAUGCAACGCUAACACUGGAUUGUGUGUAGGAGGUUGUCAGUCGGGUUGGACAGACGUCGAUUGUUCAAAAGCUUGUUCCAGGUCGUGGUAUGGACCCAACUGUUCCCUGUCAUGUACAGACAGACACUGUAGUGGACAGUCACGUUGUAAUCACACUGAUGGGAAAUGUGAAGCAGGUUGUCAGACAGGGUGGAAGAAAGUCGAUUGUGCAGACUGUAGUCUAGACUGCAGUAAGCGAAACUGCAAGGACGACAACUCACCAUGUGAUUCCGUGACUGGAGAGUGUGCUGUAACCGGUUGUCAGAUUUGA